AAUUUGUACAUGAUUACAUCUUUCGACCAAAUUAAUUAGAGAGAUUAUGGGACAAAAAUUACCUAAUUAAGUCACUGGUUUUGGGGUUAAUGAAAAAAUAAGAGAAAGUUAAAAGACCUGAGUUGCUGCCGUUUGCGAGAGAGGAGCUGUGUCGCUUCCGUCGUUGGUGAAGAAGUCGUCGGCGACUUAGGGAGGAGAUAGCCGUCGUCGUAAGCGAGUAGGGGAGAAGUUGUUGCCGUCUCCGUCGUCGUCAAAUCGCUUGGCAGCGAAUCACCGUCGUCGUCCACUCUCGGAGCAGUGGGCAGCGGCUUCAAAGAGGUGAGGUGAGAGAGAGUACGAGCGAGAGCGAGAGAGGGAUCUGAUAAUAAUUAAGAUGGCUCAAUAUUGGAAUGGGAGAUGUCCAGUUACCAUAACUGAAUCUUCAGACAUGUUCUCUCUAAGUUUCGGUUGUGCAGGGGACAAAGCUAGAGUCCUACUUCGUGAACCUUUUCACUUUCAGAAUCACCACAUUAUCUUGCACUCCCCCACACCUGGACAAAGUGUACAAUCUGAAUCACUCAAAUUUACACCCUUUUGGGUUCAAAUUUACAGGCUUCUAUUUCUUAGUAAGACAAAAGGGCUGGCUGUUGCUCUUGGUAACAUUAUUGGCGAAUUUGUGGAUGUGUUUGAAGACUCGCUAAAUAAAGGAUGGGGGCCUUUUUUGCGAGUGAGAGUCAAAAUUGAUAUUACCAAGCCACUUCUACGAGGAAGAAUGAUUACCCUGCAGCAACCAAAAGAUGAUUUUUGGGUGGAAUUCAGAUAUGAGUGUUUACCCGAAUAUUGUAUGGAAUGUGGGCGCAUCGGACAUCCUUUUGAUAAGUGUAUGAUCUAUCUUGAGAAGUUAGACAAUGGUAUUGAACCAGAUCUUGAGUAUCGCCCAACUAUGAAGGGUUCACCACUUCCAAUCUCAAGUUAUGAUCGUUAUCGAACUGAUUUCUCAAAGGGAAACGCUUGGCCAUUACUUACCCGUUUGGCUAAAAAUUCCUUCAUCUCGGUAAUUCCAAGUUUAAAGAAUCAAGCCCCUCCUUCUCCAAAUCCUAUGUUUAUUGGAGAAUCUUCUCGCUCUGGUGUUAAUUCCCUUGCUUCUACUAAUGAAAUUCUCCAACAUUCUGUGAACAACAACACUCUUCACUCUGAUGUUCCUGUUGUCUCUGAUGUUCCUACCACUGCUACUUCACUGAUUCAACACACUUCACGGCCUGCGGCUUCAGUCAACCCAGCAACUUCAAUUCAUGCACAAACUCCACAUAACAAAUCCUUAACAAACAAUGUACGAGUCAACACUGCAGUCAAAUUAGACUCACCUGCUUCUUCAAAAAUUAAUGAAUCAGUAGUAGAUUUAUCUGGGAUUUUCACUCCAUUGACUGUCAUGGACUUGGCACCCAAUGCUUAUGCAACUUAUCCUCCAACAAGUCGCACCUGGCAGCCACCAAAGCCAACUCAACUAAAUAUCCCCUUACCAACUCAAUCAUACAUUGUUUCCAAGCCAACUCCUACUGCCAGUGCUACACCUCAGAGUGGAAAAGAGAACUUGUAACCUAAUCGGCUUCCGAAGAGAAUUUCUGAAGGAACUAAUCUUCGACAAACUCUUAAAAGAUGCAGGGGUAAUCCAGCACAAUUGUUCUUUUCUCCUUUGUCAGCAGAAAAUGAACCACACUUGGAUGUUUCCAUUGAUGGAAUGGAUUCGACUGGUGUCUAUGACAGCGAUGCGGAGUCUGAGUCUCAGCUCCGCGAUCAGCCAUGAAAAUCUUAAGUUGGAAUUCUCGUGGUUUGGGGAACCCGAAUGCUUUCCGUCAUCUUAAAUUGCUUGUCAAAGAGCAAUCCCCACAUGUUUUAUUUCUUAUGGAAACUAAGUUAGGUCCUAAUUCUAUUUCUCGUUUUCGUAAUGUAUUACAUUUCAAUAAUGGACUUGAAGUCCCUCGUGUCGGUCUUAGUGGUGGUUUAAUGUUACUUUGGAAAGAUGAUGUAAAUGUAACUCUUUUAAAUUAUAAUAUAAAUAUGUUUGAUUGCUA
Messenger RNA from Cannabis sativa, 2051 nucleotides. RefSeq lists its product as uncharacterized. NCBI's taxonomy places the organism in Eukaryota, Viridiplantae, Streptophyta, Magnoliopsida, Rosales, Cannabaceae. The transcript is spliced from 2 exons. Bases 374 to 1576 code for a protein of 400 amino acids. The record is from RefSeq and is a predicted model, not a curated record.